CGGGAGCACUUAAACGUCGGAAGUGAAGUGUGCUUGUAAACGAUGGGUAAUACCGAGAGCAAUGUUACGAGCGGCGUGAAGAAACAAACGGACACGUCGUCCAUCCAGCUCUAUAAAUUAGUCGAUUUGAAGGGUGGCGGAUUGUUAGUGGAUAUGAUGAAGAGAGCCACGCAGACCAAGCAAUUCGCGGAGCUGGAUCACUCGUUGCGGACGAAGGUCGAGCCGUAUCUGUACAACAAGGGAAAAGGCAAAUGGAUACCCGUGGAAAAGUUGGUCCUCUUUCGAAAUAAAGAUGGUCCGCGGCAUAAGAUGCUGCCGCCUCUAAAGGCUAUGGAAAACCCAUCGGAUUACGACAUAGAUAAAGACAUGGGCGACGAGGAUGUUGACGAGGCUAAGAUAGAUAAAAGCAAAUACAGAUUGGUGUGUUGGAAUCUGAACGACCGAGGUGCCGUCGGCGAGACUAUUUUGCAUUUGUGCAUGCUAAACGCGACCGCCAUCCACGCCGAUUUGGCAAAACGACUGUUGCGCUUCUAUCCGCUGCUUAUAAACGAUAUUUACAUGAGCGACGAGUACUAUGGAGAGAAUGUCUUGCAUAUCGCUAUCGUGAACGAGGAUCCGUCGAUGGUCAAGUUCCUUCUCGACAGCGGGGCGGACGAUCCGUGCAUUAUUCACGAGAGAUGCUUCGGCAACUUUAUGUGCCCAGAAGAUCAGAAGGCGUCGAGGUUCGACAAUAUGGACCACGAGUGGGUGUGCGUCACACCGGAGACCAAUUACAGCGGCUACGUGUACUGGGGAGAGUAUCCGCUAAGUUUCGCCGCGUGUCUUGGUCAGGAAGAGUGUUACAGGCUUAUACUAGCCAGAGGCGCGGAUCCCGAUAAGCAGGACACGAAUGGCAACACCGUUAUGCAUAUGCUGGCGAUAUACGAAAAAGUGGCCACGUUCGACAUGGCCUACGAAGUAGGGGCUUCUCUCGGCAUAAGAAAUGUUCAACACCUGACUCCGUUGACCUUGUCAGCAAAGUUGGCCAGGAUCGAGAUGUUCUUUCACAUCCUGAACAUCGAAAGGGAGAUAUACUGGCAAAUCGGUAGCAUAACUUGCGCGGCCUACCCCUUAUCGCAAAUAGAUACGAUCGACGUUAACACGGGAGUGAUCAACAAGAAUUCCGCCCUGAAUCUGGUUGUCUUUGGCGACAAAGACGAACAUUUGGAGUUGAUGGACGGUGUGCUAGUCGAUCUUUUAAACGCCAAGUGGAAUACCUUCGUGAAAUUUCGAUUCUACCGUCAAUUCUUCCUCUUCUGCUUCCACUUCAUACUCUCGGUGAUUAGCUUCACCCUUCGCCCUGGCCCGACGAUCGUGGAGACGGACGAAAACGCGAACGACACGUCGACGAGGACGAAUUCCUCCAACAUAACGGAGCCCAUGAUUCUCAAGCACCUCCAAAGCUCGGAUCUGUCGGACUUGGUUACGAAUAGCCUCGUGGCGGCUUUCACCUCGAAUCUGAAGUCAUCAUCGUUAAACAUGACCCAGGAAUCGUUGGAGAAGAUCCAGCUGCAAGUAACGUCGAACAUCACGUCGGCCCUGAAGAGCAUUUUGCUCUUGAGCGAAAACGAGGGCAUUCUAAGUCCUCCUGACGAGCCCGCCAUUCACACGCUGUGGUACACCGACAGUCCUCCAAACGCGUCCGACUAUUUCACGGAUGCGUACAACAAAACCGUCGCAGAUGCGAAUUCGACUGUCAAAACGAUGAUCGACGACGCAUUAUCAAAAUUUGAUGACGAUUGGUGGGACGAUCUCACAGAGGAGUGCAGAUUGAUGCAGCUAUCAGAAACGAGUGCAAAGUUUCGUCUAACUGCAGAAAUUUUUAUGUACAUUUCGGCGGUGCUCUACAUCUUAGCUGCGUUGCGGGAGGCGAGAUUCUUAGGUCUUAAUAUAUUCAUCGAAAAUCUCGCGACGGCGCCGUCGCGCGUGAUGUUCCUGUUCUCGUGCUGCAUCCUGCUGUCGUUCCCGUUUCUACGAUUUGCCUGCGCCGACGAGGUCGAAGACAUGCUGGCGGUCGUGGUGAUGCUGACGACGGCGCCGUACUUUCUGUUCUUCUGCCGUGGCUUCAAAACGGUCGGGCCGUUCGUCGUGAUGAUUUACAGGAUGAUCAUGGGCGACCUCCUCAGAUUCGUCUGCAUCUACCUCGUCUUCGUCAUGGGAUUUUCGCAAGCGUACUACAUCAUAUUCCUGUCGUUCGACAACCCAAACACCCCGGAAGGCAUCGACGACUCGAUGACGAAUCCGAUGCCGUCGCCGAUGGAGAGCGUGAUGGCGAUGUUCCUGAUGAGCAUGACGAAUUUCGGCGACUACUUCGGCGCGUUCGAGAGAACCGAGCACGAGUUCGAGGCCAAGCUGCUGUUCGUGUUGUACAUGGCGAUCGUGGCGAUCCUGCUCGUAAACAUGUUGAUCGCCAUGAUGGGCAACACUUACCAGAAGAUAGCCGAAACCAGGAACGAAUGGCAACGGCAAUGGGCGCGCAUAGUCUUGGUCGUGGAGAGAGGCGUGAGUCCCGCUGAAAGACUGAAAAAGUUGACGGACUAUUCCCAGCCGAUGUCCGACGGCCGUCGGGCGUUGGUUCUGCGAUUGCAUCAAACUGAGAACGACAAGGAGGAGAUGAAGGAGAUACUCGAGAUGAAGAGAACCCACGAUAGAUUGCUGAAAAAAAGGCAGAGCAGACUGGUGAAGGAGAAGAUUAUAUCCGAGGCGGAGGCUAUUAUUACGAGGAACUGAAGAAGUAAUGCGCUAAUCUCCGCUAAUCUCCGUUUUAUUCCGAACUCAGAUCGAGCUGAUAGCCGGAGUUUCCAUGACGACAAACCGUCGUGUUAUCAAUGCCGGACUGUCGUGGAACUCGAUCGGAGAG
Wasmannia auropunctata (little fire ant) is the source of this 2899-nucleotide messenger RNA. It is a transcript of the gene nan, whose product is annotated as transient receptor potential cation channel subfamily V member 5. The coding region runs from base 43 to 2769 and encodes 908 amino acids. The record is from RefSeq and is a predicted model, not a curated record. Gene Ontology annotation, cellular component: membrane. NCBI's taxonomy places the organism in Eukaryota, Metazoa, Arthropoda, Insecta, Hymenoptera, Formicidae. The transcript is spliced from 16 exons. Gene Ontology annotation, molecular function: calcium channel activity; protein binding. Gene Ontology annotation, biological process: calcium ion import across plasma membrane.